Trichomonas vaginalis G3 is the source of this 969-nucleotide messenger RNA. RefSeq lists its product as uncharacterized. Bases 1 to 969 code for a protein of 322 amino acids. The transcript has a single exon. The record is from RefSeq and is a predicted model, not a curated record. Lineage: Eukaryota; Parabasalia; Trichomonadida; Trichomonadidae.
AUGGAUAAAGUUCCUCCAAUUCAGCCAAAGUCAAAAACCAUGCAAGCGCUAGAUAAUUUUAGUCAGUUAUAUAAAGGAUUGGAACAUACAUCCAAAGUAAUUCAAACUUUUAUAAAUAAACAUUCUGAAAAAUAUCAGAAAACAGAAAUGUUUAAGGUAUUAUGCUCAUUAUUCGACUUAUUUCAAUCAGAAAUUACAGCAGGAAUGCAGUUGAGAGAAACAGUAUUUAAACAAAAACAAGAAAUCAAGGCAUUAAAGGGAGAUUAUCAGACUUUCCUGAAAUUAUUCUCUUCAAUGGCAAACACUGAGAUAACAACAAUGAAAAAUGCAAAAGAAUUUGUCGAAAAUUUUAAAUUACCAUCCAUAAGCUCAUUUAAUGCAUUACAACAAAAUCAAACAGAACUUGUUAUUGAAAAACAACGAACUACUCAGCUAUUAGCUGAAAAUGAAGAAAUAAAGCAGAAACUAGCGAAUAUGUCAAGAAAUAUUCAAAACAUAGAAGAAAACUACAAACAGAAGCUCUCCAAGAUUACAACAGAUAGCAAAAAUAUCCAAUUACAAAAUACAAAACUAUUACAAGAUGAAGAAGUUCUCAGGAAAGAGAACGAUCAACUCAAGUCAGAUAUUACAAAACUUAAACAAGCUUACUUAGACAAAAUCAAUACAGAAACGUCAAAAAGGGUUCAAACAUUGAAACAAGAAAAUCUUCAACUAAAAGAAGAAAUUGAUCAACUCAAACAGAAGAAUAAAAGCUUUGUCGAUCAAUAUGCUUCAUCUAUUGGUAAUUCUCCUAGCAAAAAAAUUCGUAAAGUUGCUACAAAAAGUUCCCCAGACUCAUUUCGGAAACUUAUAAUUUUAGGUAUUUUUUGCGUCAAACUACUAAAAACGCGUAAUAUAUCCGAAGUUGAAAUUUUGAAAGAGGAAAUACAGAAAACGAAAUCAAAACUUGAACAGAUGGAUAACUGGUGA